AUGAUCUCGGGCCUCGCAACGGGGCACCUCUAUUGCCAUUCUUACGAUGCUGAGGCUCUCGAGAAUAGUCUUGCGAGAAAAAAGGAAAAGUACGAGAAAUCGAUCAAGGAUGAGACAAAUAUCUCAAAGCUAGCCAAAGUAUGGUGGUCUCAAGUAGACUACAAAGAUAGUUUAGACGAAGUGAAGAUGAACUGGAAGACCAAAAGACACAAAGGUUCAUGUCGCUCUGUGGUAUUUGAGGUCCAAGAAAACUCUGUUGGCGAAUUUCUUUACUCGGGUGGUACCGAUAAUGUGAUCAAAAAGGCCUCCACUGAGACAGGCAAAGUGGUAGCUAAGACGGACCUCAGCUCUAACUAUGAAAAUCCUAAAGAUGCGAUAACAACCAUGGCCGUUUCUCAAACCCAUCCGUAUCUUUUGGCAGGAACCGAUGAUGGGCAUGUAUAUGUCUACGAUAGUAGGCAGCUCCUGAACGAUAAAGUCAAAUUCAACCUUCAGAACAUGCAUGACGAUUCGGUGAAUAAAAUUUUACCCAUGAAUGCAGUGUCACCGUACCACUAUUUGUCAUUAGGAUCUACCACAUUGACACACUUCGAUAUCAGAAAAGGCAUAUUGACUCAGUCUGAUGAUCAAGGUGACGAGUUACUCGCAAUGUGUUAUCCUACAGAAUACGUGAAUCAGGGCAAAAAUGAUACAGUUUUGGUAUCUCAUGGUGAGGGCGUCGUUUCGCUCUGGAGAGAAUCCUCCAACAGGCUAUCAGACCAGAUUCUGCGAAUUAAGGUUAAUAAAAAUGCAUCCAUCGAUGCGAUUGUUCCUACAAUGAACGCAGGCAAUGAGAACUUCAGCGACUGCGUUUGGUGUGGUGAUAGUGAAGGCUUAAUCCAUAGAGUGGAUUAUAAGAAAUCAAAGGUCGUUGAAACUAGAGUACACUCAGCCGCCAUGGGCAAGCUAGGUGGACUAGACGAGGUAGGAGGGCUUGACAUAGACUACGAUUAUAGGCUCAUUAGUUCGGGGAUGGAAGGACUCAAAGUGUGGAGUGGUGAGUUCGAGCUGAGCGAUCGAGAAAAUGAGCUACACAGUUCGGAAGAUGACCAUUGGAGUGACAGUGAUGAAGAUGAUACAGCGUCAGAUUCUGAAAGUGAAUCUGAGAGCGAUAUGACCAAUCACACUACAAUUGGUUCUGAUGACGUCACAGCAGAUCAAUUAAAGAAAAGAAUCAAAGUUGAAGACAGUGAUGAUAGUUCUGAUGACGGAGUCGUGAAAAAACAGAAGACAAAUGUUUCCUCUGCCCAGGGAGGUCUAAAGGAGGAAUCUGGAAACAAUGCCGCGUCGAGUGAUUCGGCAAAACGAAAAGAAAAGAAAUCGAAGAAGAAGCUGUCAAAUAAUGGUAUUUUCAAGUUUGAUGGAAUCUAG
Molecule: messenger RNA, 1410 nt
Organism: Candidozyma duobushaemuli
Lineage: Eukaryota; Fungi; Ascomycota; Pichiomycetes; Serinales; Metschnikowiaceae
Gene: JIP5
Product: Jip5p
Exons: 1
Coding region: 1-1410 (469 amino acids)
Biological process (GO): positive regulation of transcription by RNA polymerase I; rRNA processing
Cellular component (GO): nucleolus
Molecular function (GO): protein binding
Source: RefSeq, a predicted model, not a curated record